This is a messenger RNA of Salvia splendens (bonfire salvia), 1006 nucleotides long. Its product is annotated as PLASMODESMATA CALLOSE-BINDING PROTEIN 3. The transcript is spliced from 4 exons. The coding region runs from base 240 to 785 and encodes 181 amino acids. NCBI's taxonomy places the organism in Eukaryota, Viridiplantae, Streptophyta, Magnoliopsida, Lamiales, Lamiaceae. The record is from RefSeq and is a predicted model, not a curated record.
AAAAGAAAAGGAAAAUAAAUCGGGAGAAGGCGACACCAGUCCCACUAGCAACAGGUUGGGCCAUCUUCUUCCCCACAUUCUGCAUUUUCCCAAUAGCUUUUCCCCUCUCUCUCUCUCUAAACAUUCUCCAAUUAACCCUAUUUCUCAGUUCUCCCCUCUCUCACUAGUGGCUCCACUUUCACUUCCACACCAUUCUUUUCCUCUUCCUCCUCUCGAUUCCAGCUACACUGUGUUAAUUAAUGGCUGCUUUCGUGCUUAUGGCUCUCCUUCUGGCCAUCACUGGCCACUCCAGCGCGUCGUGGUGCGUGUGCAAGGACGGGUUAAGUGACCCAGUGCUGCAGAAGGCGCUAGACUACGCAUGCGGAGCCGGGGCAGACUGCAACCCGAUCCAUCAAAACGGACCAUGUUUCCAACCCAACACCGUUAAAGCUCACUGCAGCUACGCCGCCAACAGCUAUUUCCAGAAAAACCGCCAGCAACCCACCGCCUGCAAUUUUGAAGGCGCUGCAACUAUCUCCGCUUCCGACCCUAGCAUAUCUGGUUGUGCGUAUCCGGCAACAGCAAGUUCCUCCACCACUGUGACUCCGGUCUCUGGGACAACUGGCAACUCCCCUGGCAUGAUAAAUCCUAGCACCGGUGGCGGUGUACUAGGAGGAAACCCCGGUCUAGGCCCGUCGGGCAUGAACCCCAACACCGACUUAAGUGAUGCAGGGAUCCGUCUCUCCAACGCCUUCUUCCACUGCUUCUGUGUGGUCAUCGCCUUCUCGGCACUUGUUUUCUCGUGAGCUUGAAUACAGCGGCAAUGGUGCUCGGAUAGGUUGCUUCAAGAUUCGUGUAUGGAUGAUGAUGGUCAAGAAAUUAAGGAUUUUGAGGCAGCUUUUGGUUUUUGUCCCUGCCUCUCUCACUCUUCUAUAUAGUGUAAAACUUGAUGGGAUGUUCAUUCUUUUUUUGAGUUUGUACUAGUUUUUAGUAGAGUAGUACUCCACUAUCUAUUUGCAGAUUGCAA